Messenger RNA from Oncorhynchus gorbuscha (pink salmon), 5032 nucleotides. Its product is annotated as photoreceptor ankyrin repeat protein-like. The transcript has 6 exons. The record is from RefSeq and is a predicted model, not a curated record. NCBI's taxonomy places the organism in Eukaryota, Metazoa, Chordata, Actinopteri, Salmoniformes, Salmonidae. The coding region runs from base 598 to 1983 and encodes 461 amino acids. Gene Ontology annotation, molecular function: protein binding.
GAGGGCGAGAGAGAUUGAGAAUGACUUGGAGAGACAGAGGGAGAGAGAGAGCAGUCCCUCCUGCUCAGCUUCUAGCCAGCCUGUCAGGUGAAAUGCUCUCCUUCCACUGUUUCUUUCCUUCUAAUCCUCCUGUAAAUCUCCUGUAAUCGGGCGAGAGCAUGCUGCCUCCUGACAAACUUACAGCUACAGGCUGCCUGCUGCCUGACUUUGUGUUCAUUGUCUAUGUAAAGACCUGGGAGGAGGAUGGUGUGGCGGUGGUGAUCUAUCGGACAGCCUAGGCACACUGUAAGGAGGGGGUUAGAGCACUUUAGCUGGAGCAGCACGGGUCUGUUGUUGAGGAACAGAGGAACAGAGGAAGAGGGGAUGCAUAUGCUGUAUUGUCCCAGGAAGACGGAGAAAGGGAGUAAACAGAGGGAGAGAGAAGAGGACAAUACCCGCCAUUGGAUAGACAACCAUCUUAUGAGAGCAGUUGUGAUGUGGUAAUCAUCAGCAGGGUCCAGGCAGGGUCCUCUCCACAUCUCAUCCUCCCGUGGGCAGAGGAGGCCUCUUGGUCGGGUGUGAUCCCCUCCUCUCGGUGGUCCACCUGGUGGUCCAGUGAUGGCUCAGGCACAAGAUGAUCCCCAACUAGGCGCUGGCCCGUCCGAGGAUUCUGAACUCUCUGAGAAUGAGUCCGAAACGGCGAGCUUGGUGUCGGAGGACUCUGUCAUGCCAGACUAUGAGAUGGUGCGGGGUAGUGGAGGCACCACCUCUACGCUGUACGAGGCCUGUAACAGGAACGAGGCGCUGACGCUACAGAGGGUCCUGGAGAGGGGGGUUACUAAGGAAGAGGUUAUGGAGCUGGACAUCAAUGGCAUGAAUGGUCUGAUGCUUGCUGUCUCCAGAGGCUAUGUGGACAUGGUCUACGGUCUACACACGUGUCCACUGAUCGACAUUAACCAUCAGGACAACGAAGGCAACACAGCACUGAUGAUCGCUGCCCAGGCCGGCUACACCUCCAUUCUAAACUUCAUCCUGAACUACUACCCUAAGAUAGACCUGGAAGUGAGGGACACCCGGGGCUUCACUGCCCUCAUCAAGGCAGCCAUGCAAGGCAGGGUAGACUGUGUGUCUUCCCUCCUCAUGGCCGGUGCAGAUAUCAAUGUAGUGGAUGAGGUCCGGGGGAAAAGCAUCAUGGACUGGGCCCUGAAGACGGGUCGCUUCGAGGUCCUGCAGCGUCUCCGUUUUCUCCAGGAGCACCCCAUCGCCGAGCAGUUCUGCGACAGCUACGUGAUAGAGUGGCCCGAGCUGAAGGAGCUGGUUGCCAAAGCCAUGAUCCCCAAAACACUGACUCAACGUCUGAAGGACAGCCUGACCAUUAGCUUACCCAGGGACCCUCAGGACAACGGAGUGAUGGACCACCUGGUGAAGAUGACCACAUCCAUCCACAGCCCUCUAGUCUCCACUGGCUGCCGGCCCCUCUGCCCCACAAGCCCCCCCGAGCUCGGGAAGAGGCGCCUGGCCGUGCCGGAGCUGAUGGAGAAGCACAGCAGUAAGGACCUGGAGGAAAGCUCUGUGUGUCAUAGUAACGGUGUGAAAUGUUCCUUCAAGCCUGCGCCAGCGUCGUCAAGCCCCUUCUCACUCGCCAACUGCUGCUCGAACACGGAGUGGAGGGAUAGUAUUCUCUCGAUGGCUGCCAGCGGCGUCCGGAACUUCAUUCCUUGUUCCAUUGCCCACCGGAACUCUGUAUUCCCGUCUGGUUGCAUCCCCAAGAUCACCUUCACCAAGUCUCAAGACAAAACACCCAAGAAGGCGAAGAAGGCGAAGAGACACAAGGGCCACCUGGAGCCUCCAGUCUGGAAGUACAAGGCGGCGAAGCAGGAGAAGAAAAAGGAAAAGGAAAAGUUGGAGGAAGAGAAGCAAGCGCAAGAGAAGGCACUUAAGAAAGCGAAGAAGAAGGCAGCCAAUGUGGCGGCCAAGUCAAAGGAGCCUGCCAAGGCAAGUUAAACUGCUUUCUGUAAAGUGCCACAGAGUGGGAGCACAGAACUCUGGGAAAAUAGAGCGACCUCUGUGCUGUCAUCAGACGGAAGAGGAAGCGAGACACCCCACUCGCAGUUUUGUUUACUGAUUGAAUGAAAGUCAAUGAACUGAGUAGACCAGACCCAGCUGCUAUUGCAUUGGUGUCCAUGGGAGACCCACCCCUGUUAAGUAGACCAUUUUUUUCAAUGAUAAACGGCCUGAGAGAACUAUCUUGAUUUAUCCACCAUCUUUGCUGUCAUCUGCUACUAACUCCAUUGUAUCCACUGUGAUGAUGUCAUAUAAGACGGACAAGGGGACAACUCCCCUGUGGUGGCACCUGCCUGGGGUCAUCCUGGAGGCUCAGUUGCAGCCCUACCUUGGGGCCUCCAAUAACAUGGGUGGAAACUAGCAUCUAAGCCGGACUAAAUCUAAUGGAUUGACUGUUGUUUUUCCUCUCUGCUGGGAUAUGUGGCUGUAAAGACUGCAAUGGCCUGGACAUUCCUAGACAUUAUUAUGUGGAAUUCUCUUUUUCUGUUUUAAAUUAUUUUGUUGAUUUAUUUAUUUUUGAGAGUUCAGUUGUUAAAAAGAUCAGUAGAGUUUGUUUGGUCUUCCAUGUUCAUAACUAACCAAUCAAAACUGUGAGGGAACCAGAGCCAUAGCAAAGAAAUCUCUAGUUUCUGAUAAGCAAGGUACUUCCUGAAAAAGAAACAGGACAUUAACAUGAGUUAGGCAAAUGAUUAGGGAGGAUUAUGAACAAGGUUUCAGAGAUGCCUGUUUGAUAAACAUCAUGGUCAGAUAUAGCACAACCAGACCUGGGGUCAAAUACAAUUUAAAAGCAUUUCAAAUGUUUCAGCUGUGCUUGAGAGAGCUUGCCUGUUGAUAUGGAAACAAUAUAAAUGUCCCAAAAGUGCAAACCACAUCCAACUGGCACUCCAGGCAAGCUAAAGCAAACGCUGAAUGUUUUUGUAAGAUUUUGAAUAGUAUUUGAAUCCAGGUCUGACUACAACGCACGUCUGAGUUCCAAUCUGCUCUGUGCUUUGUUUUCCUAUGUACUCCAAUUAGCUGUCUUCCGAAAGAAGUAGAUUUUACACUGUUACCGGUGAGAGGACUUUUAUCAAGAGUAGGAAUAUAAUAUCAGGGAUCCCCUCAGUUUUGUUGAGGCUCAGGUAUUUAAAGAUAAACCUGAGUGGCGUAUUAUUACGCUGCACAAACCUGCUCAGUUAGAAGAAAUUGUUUGUUGAUCCAGUUCACAUGUUGUGAUGGAGCUGAAAUUUGAAGUAUGUUAUUCAGUAGGAAUCAACUUCUGUCCUAAUAGUAUGUGAUGGUUCUUUUUAAAUAACACCAUCAUCCUCGUCAAGGAUCCAGAAAAUCGUAUGUGUAGUGGCUUUUGCCAGUCAAAAACCAUUGAUGUGUCAGAUACGGCUCCUACAAUAUGAAAAGAUACAAUAGGCCUAAUGAAUAUUCUAUUACAAAACCAAAAUUAAAACGUUUAAAAACACAACAUCCAUGUGACUUAGUGAUGAUCCUUCUUCCCCCUAUAUCCGAUAGAUUUAGCAGCUUUGGCUAUAGGCUAAGCUGGGUUAGUGUGUGAGCUCAGUGAGCUUGUUAACUGGUACUAUUAUAGUCACAGUCAGAUCAGACAAUAACCAUGUAGCCUAACCAUGGAUACAGCUGUAACCAUGGGGUGUAACCAUACAACCUAACCAUAGAUACAUCUGUAACCAUGGGGUGUAACCAUACAGCCUGACUAUACAGUACUUUCAGAAAGUAUUCACACCCCUUGAAUUUGUCCACAUUUUUUGUGUUACAAAGUGGGAUUCAACUGGAUUUAAUAGUACAUUUUUUUGUCAACGAUCUACACAAAGGUUUCUCAUAUCAGCCAUUUAACUCUGUAACUCGUUUAAAAUCCCCAUUGGCCUCAUGGUGAACUCCUUGAGCGGUUUCCUUCCUCUCUGGCAACUGAGUUAGGAAGGACGCCUGUAUCUUUGUGACUGGAUGUAUUGAUACACCAUCCAAAGAGUAAUUAUUAACUUUACCAUGCUCAAAGGGAUCUACUACAGAGCCUAAAUAUAGAUACAUCUGUAACCAUGGUGAGUAACCCUACAGCCUAAAUAUAGAUACAUCUGUAACCAUGGGGAGUAACCAUACAGCCUAAAUAUAGAUACAUCUGUAACCAUGGGGCAUAACCACACAGCCUAAAUAUAGAUACAUCUGUAACCAUGGGGCGUAACCAUAAAGACUAACAAUACGUCUGUAACCAUGGGGCGUAACCAUACAGCCUAAAUAUAUAUACUGUACAUCUGUAACCAUGGGGCUUAACCAUACAGCCUAAAUAUAUAUAUACUGUACAUCUGUAACCAUGGGGCGUAACCAUAAAGACUAACUAUACGUCUGUAACCAUAGCGACUAACUAUAGAUAUGCCUGUAACCAUGGGGCGUAACCAUACAGCCUAAAUAUAUAUACUGUACAUCUGUAACCAUGGGGCUUAACCAUACAGCCUAAAUAUAUAUAUACUGUACAUCUGUAACCAUGGGGCGUAACCAUAAAGACUAACUAUACGUCUGUAACCAUAGCGACUAACUAUAGAUAUGCCUGUAACCAUGGGGCGUAACCAUACAGCCUAAAUAUAUAUACUGUACAUCUGUAACCAUGGGGCUUAACCAUACAGCCUAAAUAUAUAUAUACUGUACAUCUGUAACCAUGGGGCGUAACCAUACAGCCUAACUAUACGUCUGUAACCAUAGCGACUAACUAUAGAUAUGCCUGUAACCAUGGGGCGUAACCACACAACCUAACCAUAGGUAGCGGCAUAACCUAAAGGAUGCAUUACAUGGGAGGGGUAAUGUCCACUCGGCCAGUAAUCCUCCAAGUCAUUGUGCAGAUCUCUUUUGUACUUAAAACUUAAUGGGGCUUUUUUGUAUUUUACCCCCUUUUUUCUCCCCAAUUUCAUGAUUUCAAUCUUGUCUCAUCGCUGCAACUCCCCAAUGGGGUCGGGAGAGGGUCGAGUCAUGCGUCCUCUGAAACAUGACCCGUCAA